Cutaneotrichosporon cavernicola is the source of this 1692-nucleotide messenger RNA. RefSeq lists its product as uncharacterized. Gene Ontology annotation, molecular function: single-stranded DNA binding. Lineage: Eukaryota; Fungi; Basidiomycota; Tremellomycetes; Trichosporonales; Trichosporonaceae. Bases 1 to 1692 code for a protein of 563 amino acids. The record is from RefSeq and is a predicted model, not a curated record. Gene Ontology annotation, cellular component: RNA polymerase III complex. Gene Ontology annotation, biological process: DNA-templated transcription. The transcript is spliced from 5 exons.
AUGGACGGCGCCAACUCGAAUAGCAAGGAGGCUGUGCGCCUCUGCGAGCACAUUGUCCGCGGCGCCUUUGGUGAUGUUGUUUGUCGCGUAGCCUCGACGUUGCUCAACCGUGGUCGGUCGAAUGCGGAGACGAUUGCCCGCCUCGCCGCUCUUCCUCGCCCAACCGCAAAUGCUUCUCUCUUGAUACUCAUCCAGCACAGUUUGGUUGGGUCCACGGGUGGGAGCCGGCGCAGCGUGCCCGAGGAGGAGCAGUAUGAGUUCGACACGGCCGAGUGUUUGUUGCGUCUGCGGUGGGGACGCAUUCUCGCGCUCACCGAGUCGAACUUUGGCGAAGAUGCCCUGAUGGUCGUGCGCCAGUUGCUUGUCUACGGCAAGAUGUCGUUCGUGCAGGUCGUGCACGCGUGCGGAGCGGAUGCGGACAAGAAGCGUGCAUUGGUGCUCAGGAAGAUUGUGGUGCAACUACUGCGACGAGGCUACCUGGAACCGUCGUCUGCCGAGCUCCUAAUCCUGCGAUCAGAUCAGAUCGACAGGAGGUACCGCGCCAAAUGGCUCGACAAGUCCGCGGCAACAGGGACGAAGCUACAUACGGCAGGUGCGCUCGCCGAGAUGAGGCAACAGGCCUCUUCGGAGAUCGACGACGAGCGCAAGGGGUACAGGGACCCCGCGAAGGCUCUCAAGGAGGUGAAAGGCAAAAAGAAGGAGCGCGAACGUAACCAGCCCGAGGACGACAUGUGGGACGUGAUCGAGGAUGUGCCACUCCGCGUCAACUAUGACAAGUACAACGUCCUCAUCCGCAACGAGAUGCUCAUCAAGGCGGCAGCCGACCGGUGGAAUGAGGCGGCGGGCGAGGUGCUGCGUGCGGCCCUCGUGGCGUCGUUGGACGAGCAGCACUUGACAAAGGAGAUUCGCACGGAGAAGGCGGUCGGCGUCAAUAACAUUGUCUCGAACUUGCCCACGUCCAAGCACAAGCUUCUGAUGGCUGGCAUGGCCGGCAGUGGGUCCAAGAACAUUCCCGAUAUUGUGCGGCUAUACCUCUCUGUCAUGAGCGGCGAUGACCUUGCGUCUGACAACACGUCGACGCGUUACCUCUCACACAGCGACCACUCGAACCCGUCGUACUGGGUUGAAGUCGAGGCGAUCUGCACGUCCCUAAAAGCGAGCUUGUUGACUGAGCUGGUGCGGGAACGCAUCGACGACAAGGCCGCUCGUGUGCUCGCUGUCGUGGCGCGCGCGCACUACGCGAGUGAAACGAUGGUGCGCGACUGUGCGAUGAUUCCUUUGCGUGAAGCGCGUCACAUCCUCUCGGAGCUGCAGAAGCUGUCCCUCAUCGACAUCCAGGAGGUGCCAAAGACCGCGGCCAAGGGCCGUAGCCAGUUCCCCGGCGCCGACUUCCAUCUAUGGGGUAUCGACCUGCGCAAGGCGUACGGUUUCCUUCUGUCAGGGGUAUACAAGACGAGUGCGAACAUUGUGCAGCGCCGGCAGAAGGAGUGGGAGAAGCGUGCUGCUCUUUUGGCCAAGAUCGACCGGCCAGACGUCCGGGGGAUGGACCCCCACCUGUACCUCAGCGCCAAGGACCAGGCCGACUACGCCGACCUCCAGAACGCUCUCACGAUGCUUUCGCUUGCUGAGGCACGGACAGACCAUGUGGUGAUGAUGCUGCGUGACCUCCCUGGCGGUAUUCCGACGAGGUAA